CAAAGUCGCUAAAUUGACCAGGACGGGUUCAAAUGUUUCCCCUUUCUGCCUCGGACUCCCAGAACACUGGGAUUACAGCGUGCACCACCACGCUGGCGGGAUGCUUUUGUACACGGGUAGAGGCAAGACCCUAGGCUGCUGGAGAGAGAGGAGUGCAUGCCCUGCCAGCUGACGCCCACAGGCCCGGCUGAUGUUCGAGGGGGAGGUGGCCAGCUUGGAGGCUCUGCGCGGCACAGGCCUGGUGCGUGUGCCUCGGCCCAUAAAGGUGAUAGAUCUGCCGGGAGGCGGGGCCGCCUUUGUGAUGGAGCAUUUGAAGAUGAAGAGUUUGAGCAGUCACGCAUCAAAGCUUGGGGAGCAGAUGGCAGAGUUGCACCUUUACAACCAGAAGCUCAGAGAGAAGCUGAAGGCGGAGGAGAACACCUUGGGCCGCAGGGCGGAGGGUGCCGGGCCCCAGUGUGUGAGUAAGUUCGGCUUCCACGUGGCGACAUGCUAUGGCUUCAUCCAGCAGGUGAACGACUGGCAAGAUGACUGGCUGACCUUCUUCACCAGGCACCGGCUCCAAGCACAGCUGGACCUCAUCGAGAAGGACUACGCUGACCGGGAGGCUAGAGAGCUCUGGUCUAGGCUACAGGUGAAGAUCCCAGAUCUGUUCUGCGGCCUGGAGAUCGUCCCUGCCCUGCUCCACGGGGACCUCUGGGCUGGAAACGUGGCCGAGAAUGACGAGGGGCCUGUCGUGUACGACCCGGCUUGCUUCUACGGCCAUUCGGAGUUCGAACUGGCGAUUGCCCUGAUGUUUGGGGGCUUCCCCAGGUCUUUCUUUACUGCCUACCACCGGAAACUCCCCAAGGCUCCGGGCUUCGACCGGCGGCUGCUGCUGUACCAGCUCUUCAACUACCUGAACCACUGGAAUCACUUCGGGCGCGAGUACCGGAGCGCGUCCUUGGGGACCAUGCGCAAGCUGCUAGCCUAAUAAAGUCUGCGUGUCGAGUC
Molecule: messenger RNA, 990 nt
Organism: Fukomys damarensis (Damara mole-rat)
Lineage: Eukaryota; Metazoa; Chordata; Mammalia; Rodentia; Bathyergidae
Gene: Fn3k
Product: fructosamine 3 kinase
Exons: 6
Coding region: 191-970 (259 amino acids)
Biological process (GO): fructosamine metabolic process
Source: RefSeq, a predicted model, not a curated record